Messenger RNA from Amborella trichopoda, 964 nucleotides. The record is from RefSeq and is a predicted model, not a curated record. Lineage: Eukaryota; Viridiplantae; Streptophyta; Magnoliopsida; Amborellales; Amborellaceae.
AUGAGGUGUUAAUUUUUCUUGUACAUAGAAAAUUUGUUUUAAGAAUUCUUUUCACUGUAAUAGGUUGUAAUACGUUGUAGAGAUUACAUCCCAAAAUUUCAGAUGUUCUAUGCGUAGUUUAUAAGAUUCAAUUCCACGUUUUCAUAAUCAAAAUCUUUUUUUCUCUAGAUCUUAAUGAUACAACAAGGGCGUUACAUUGUUUUUUUCACCCUUAAUUUAGCAUUUCAAUGUUAAGGUAUUGGGCCACUGCUCUUGUUUUUCUUCUGCACGAGAUUUAAAAUUGGCUUCUACAGAAAUGGAGGCUUCUCCCCAUGCGAACUUCUUCUCCUCUCUCAAACAGGUGGAGAGAAGGAUAGCAUCAGAAGACAAAUCCAAAGAAAACCCAAUCCCCCAAAUUCACAGCUUUCCUCCAAGCUCUGAAUAUGACACAGGGUUCAGUUCAGUCAUUCAUAUCCAGUACCCAGCGGAAACCUUAAUACCACAAGGAGGAAGCCAGAGCCAACCACCUUUGGAGUUUCUUUCUGAUAAUUCACCCUUGCCCAACAACUCGAUAGAUUUUUCGAACCAUCAGGAAACCAUUGGUGUCGAGAAGGAGGGCGGUGAGUUCAAUGGAGAUGAUGGUGAGAUUUGGGAACUCUGCGAACUUUUGGGCCUGGGGAAGGAUGGUUUGUAUAGUGAAGAGAUUGAUUGUUGGGGAAUUUCUGGUGCUAAAAUGAAGAGAUUGAAUGGUUGGGUGAAGUGCUUAAUGAAAGAUGGGUUUGAGAAUGAGGAAUUGAGGUUGGGUCAUUUAAUGGUGGCCAAGGCCGUGGCUUUAUCCGGUGGUGCUUGUGAAUUGGAGUUUCCACAUUCAGUUGAGGACCUAUUACUCCAAGAUCCCCCCCAACUCUGUUCCUUGAAUCGUUUUUUAAUUUCUCUCUCUCUCUCUCCCCAUGACCACUCUGAACAGUAAUUGUGAAAACCCUUU